UACCCUGCCGGCCAUAUUGGAUUCUUACUUUUGGUAAGAUGAGUGUUUCUGGAAGUAAAAACCUCUAAAGUUAGGGUUUUAACAACUUGGAUCAAAUUAGCUUCAUCGAAACUUAUAAGUCAUUACAUUCUCAAUUAUUAACGUUUAGUGUAUUAAAGAUUUGAAAUGAGUUCAUCUGAAAUCAAGCGGUCUAAAAGGAGGCGAAACCGAAGGGGUGGAGGAAAACCGACGACUGUUCCUCGGACCCAGACAAAUGCGUCUGGGGGCGAAGUGGCCAUUUCAAAUUCAGAGGUCAUGGAAGGACCUCAUCAUAAUGUUCCAACAACUGUCUCUCAAAUUGAUGUUAACAGUAUUCCUCAGCCUCUUGCUCCGAGACCACCAAAUCCAUACCUGGACCGGGAACAUUGUCUUCUUUGUCAUCGAGAACGCCCAGACCCCCCGGCCCACAAAGUACCGCCAAAGGAAGAAGGCAAGACGGAUGGUUGCACAUUGCAAAAUGUUACGCAGUUACCUUUGUGGGUGUGUCCUGAUUGUAGGAGGACGGUGGAAGAGGAAGAAAAGAACACAAAGCUGUACGAAUCAUCUCUAUUGGCUCAGGACUUUCUGCUGCAGUCCAACAUGCCACUCAUAAGUUCGCUUCAGGAAUUUGAUACGUCCCUUGUGUCGUCAAUGCCUGGUAACGACGGCGACCGUUCAAGCGUGACCAUGUGUUCAUGCGACCAGUGCCAGGAGAGGCAUCAAAUAGCAGCAGACCAGGAACGUGAGGUGCAGCAACUCCAGGAAGACUGGAUCGAGUUGUGCCACGUCGUACGCUGUAUCUACUGGGAAGCAGGGACGGCAUUGGCGGAAGAUGAUAAUUCCUCUAAGCUGAGCAUGCCACGAAUGAAAGAGGCAGUCCACAGGUUCUGCUCCAUUGACCCACACAAUCUUUACCUGAGGCUGGAGAGGGAGGUAGAGGACUUUGUGAGGGAGAUGCAUCAGCGCCUUCUAAAGCAGUUGAGUGGAGGGUGCAAGACACCAGCCCUGGCUAAGCAGUUUGUCAGUAUGCUAUUGGAGGAGUAUGGGGCGUUAUGCUCGGCUGCAAAAACACUCUCGUCAUUCCUAGAGGAACUGGAAAAAGAACACCUACAAUUAUUUAACCUAACAUGGAUGCUCCACAACAAGCACCUAUUCCACAGUACAAUCUACACUGACCAGAUGUUGCACUCAAACCUAGCCAUGUUGACCAAACAACUAAGGAAUGGUGCCACGCACAAGGAAACCUACCCGGGAGAAUCAUAUUCAACAGUGUUACACAAAUUCCUAAAGUUUGAUGAUGAAAUGUCUGUUGUUGGAGCUGUUUGGCGAGACUGUGAACAGUUGAUUCAGAAGUUUACUGAAAAACAAAGUCAACAGGGUUAUUGUCGGCAAAUAUUAGAGCAAGACUUAGAUGUGUUUAAGAGGAAAGCAUGUGAUGAGAUAGGUCAUAAUCAACAAGUGGAUGUGUUGAGGUUACUCAAUGGGUCUGAGUCGGCCAUGCAUGACAAAAAACACAGUGGCAAGAAGAAGAGGUGUCUUUGUGAUGAGUGCAGUAUUUCUAGGCUGACAACAAGCCUGUUAACCCCUGAGUUGUAUGAGGAGAUAGGCCUAAAGCAGCUAGCAGAGGGUAGUCCAAUGCAGCUCUCAGUCUUAGACAACUACCUGCAGGGAAUCAAUCCCCCUGACCUCUCAUCCACUAGCUCAUCGGAGUGCUCAUCUCAAGAGGAUAGCGAAGACAUACCGAUAUUCUCGCGCAAUGACUUGGUACCUUCAAGUUACAGUUCUCCGAAUUCUGAUGAUUCAGAUGAUUCAGAUGAUUUGGAUUCAGAGUCGUCUCCGUCACCUGUACAAGAUCCCGAAGACAAGGCCUACUUGCUGUCCCAGAAUGCUUUACAGGCCGCAGCCAAUCAGCUUCAAAGGUUAGGUUCGAUGAAUAACGUCAGCUCAGGCUCACCUGUGGACUUGGUAAGCAAAGAGGAGAGUGUCCAAACCAAACUGUGCGAGUGUCAUGCGUGCACUACAUCAGCAGCAGCAGCAAGCAAGGCUCUCUUAUCACAAGCAGUGACAGCGAAAGCAGUAGAGGGCUUCAAGUCUGCUGCCCCCUACCUCGUCUAUCAGAAUAUGAUGAACCAACCCGUUGACUUGAGUCGGCAUGGUGUCACAGCCAAACAUCCAAUCAUACAUCCUCAUCUAUAUAACUUAGGUUCACACAAACAACAAACAAGAACGCCCCCAACAUCCACAUCACAAGCAUUCCACUACGACAUUGAGCAGCAGGAGCAACGGCGGCAGCUAUUUCGGGGCGAUUGGAAUAAUGCGUACGAAAGUGCAAAGAAGACACUUAGCUCAAGGUGUGCUAGCAGCGACAGUGACCCAGAUCUUCUUCAAAGUGUCAAGGCCGCGUUGAAUUCCAGGGGCGUGGCCUCAAAUGACCUCACAACCUCUCCUUACGAUAUGCAUUCAUCACUUCAUAUGCAUACAUCGACAGCCAAUACAAUCACAGUAGUAGAUAAGAAACACCACAGCGGUCACACCUUCUCAGAUUCGUGUCUAGGUAAUGGUAAAACAGAUCACGACGCAGCACGGGAAGUGGAGGGGGACGGUCACGCAAAUGUCCACAACAGCCCCAAACACACCAGUUCUUCCUUGCCUGCUCCAGCAACAGAGUUUUGUGCUAAACAUAUGCCUGCAGCAAAGAAAGCCAGUCAACAACCAAGUUGUGCAACACCCUCAGCAUCUCAACACCAAUGCAGCUCAGCGAAUCAGCUCCCGUCCAAACUCACUGCUGAUAUGCUUCGGCUUGCGAUGACAAAAGGCCAAGGAAGGGGAAAGGAAGGGGCCAAAGGGGACCAUAGGAGCACUCGGGAAUGUUUUGAUGGGUUUGAUAUGUCAGGUUGUUUCCAUCAUGGCAACGCAUCACCAGGUCUGAUAGAUCCACAGACAGGUCUCUGCACCACUGCUCUUCAAACAUCAACCAGCACACCAACCUCAACAAGCAUAUGCAGUGACCCAGAAUGUGAAACGCACUUACCAUUUGAAGCGGAGGAUACAGACGAUAGCUGCUCCGAGAAGAGUAGUUCGACAGUAAACUCGAACCAAGCACGAGAAUCAAAACACUGUGAUUGUUGCUACUGUGAGUUCUUUGGUCAUGGGAAUGAGAAUGAGUUUUAUUUGAAAUCAGUGUCUGAAAUGAGAGACCGGUUGAGGCUCAGACUAAAAGAACGAAAGCCUAAGGAGCACAUGGAUUCAUAUGAUGAACCAAGUGAGAAAAGCAGCUCAGGAGAAUUUUCAAGAAUUCAAGAUGUUGACGAGCUGGUGAAGUUCAUCAAAGGAGACAAGGGCAACAAAGAGAACCAGAAACAAGAUGGCAAAGAAAAUCAGAAACAAAGCUCCAAGGCAGCUAAGCGACAAAGGCAGAAACAACGCAAGGCCGAAGAGAAAGCCAAACUUGAAGAACGGGCAAGGCAGCAGCGAGAGAACCUGGAAAAGGAAAGACUUCAACAAGAGAGAAGAGCGCAACAUGAGCGAGCGGCGAAAGAGCGACUUAAGAAAGAGGAACAGCAAAACAGGAAGAAAAACCGGAAACAAUCGGAGCAACAACAACAGAAAGAAAUGCAGUCCAAGACACAGAGGGUGCUAGCGGAGUCAAACAUUGCAACAUCGUCAAGUCCAAAUAAACAGGAAGAAGUUUCAUUAUCAAAACAGCAAUUACAGAAGAAGGAAACUUCAAAUGCACAGGGAGUAGGUUCUGCUUCUCCAUCACGUUCAGACCACGACAAAAAUGGCGUGACAUCUACCAACAAAAUGCAAGCGGCGGAGAAAAUUACACAGUCUAACAACAGCAGUAAGACCAAAGCUAAGAAAGCGGAAACAGAUUACACCAAGCUCAAUGGAAUAACCCAAAACAAACAGACCUCAGAGAAGAAUGGUGUCAAGAAAAUGAGUGCCCAGUCGCUAAAUGGGGAGCUUACAAAUGGAGAGAAAAAUAAGAAGAAUAAGGAGGCCCUUAAAGAUUGUGAGAGUACCAGUCGCCUGUCGACACCAACCAAAGAGAAGAAGAAGAAAAAGAAGCGAUCUCAAGAAACUAACACUUCAAUCGAUGAAAUCUUCAUGCCGAAGGAAGAUGUUGAUUUUGCCGAGAUGGAUGAGUCAGAGAGAGAAAUUGAAGACUUCAAAAGGUUCUGUAUGGCAUCAACACCUCUACAACACAAAGAAAAAGUUUCUUUCAACGUCAAAGAUCUGAACAUCAAGAAGGGUGCUGUACAAGCCCACUAACCUCUGAACCAUGACCUUUAAACUCAUGUCACUAAUCCUUUCUGACUAUCUCCAAAUAAUAUUGGGAUUUAACCCCUUUAGGAUCAUUUUUGAUAACUGCUUUAUAAUUGCAUGUCACAUAAUUUUUUUUGGUGUUUAUUGCCCUGUGUUGUUAUACCCAUAUAUAUGUAUGAUAUAUAAACAUAGAUAUGUGUAGCUUUAUGUUGGGACUUGUAGGAUAUUAGUAGGUAGGAAUUGAUUAUUAAAAAAAUGGUUAAAGUGUAUGAAAAAUAAGGUGGAUGUAUAGCUAUUUGAGUGUUGGCCUAGUAAGGGCUCCUCCUCCGUAAUAACUAACCUGCAUUGUCAGUCACUGUGUGUAAAGAAAGUAGUAAUUUACAGAAUGGAUUAGGCAGUCUAAUAUAACAAAGACUAAUUUUUUUUUGGAAAAAUUCAAUUCGGUUGACUGCUAGAAUUUACGAUUGUUGGUUGCAGCAUCGUCAUUGUGAUUACAAUCACUACCACCAUCAUCGCUGUCAUCAUUAUCAUCAUAAUCCUGCCUGCUCUUGAAUAAUUCUUAGGAGUGUUCAUAUACAGUAUCUAGGAUACCAUUUAUUAUGAUGAUGUUGAUCAUCAUCAUUAUCAUCAUGCACCCUUAUACAUCAGUACCAUGUUGUAAGUCAAAAUAAAUUCUCUCUCAUCUCAUUGUGUAACUACUUUAUAAUACAAGUAAAAUAACAUUAAAUGUUAUUCUUUAAUGCAAUUUUGAAUUGCUUAAAACAUGUUGAAAUAGAUGGAAACGCAGUCAAAUAGUCGGUAUCUCCUCAUUUAUAACACAGUGAAGUCUUCCCUCAUUUUGUUUGCCUAAUUAUUUAGUUUUACUUAAAAAUUAUCAAAUGCUUUGAAGCAGUUUAUUUAAUGCAUGGUUUUUUUUUGUUUUUUUUUCUCCUCUGCAAAAGUGGAAGAGUUUUAUCCAUAUAGAAGUUAGCAUAGAUAUGCUCAUGUAUUCAUCCCACCUGUUAAAAGGUGGGGUAUUUUAGUGGGGUAUAGUGACUUAGAGGUUUAGUGGGAGAAUUCUUAUUUAAUAAUAAAUGUAAACAGUAUGUAGGAUAGUCUGGUGUAGUACUUAAACUUAGAAAUUAUCUGGUCAGGUUUUUGAGAAAAACUGGCACCAGAUGGAGAUAGUCAUGAAAAUCCUGUAUAGAGCGCCCUUUCUAUCAGUCAGUGCAUUUGGAAAAAGUUUCAAAAGGAAGUGCUGGGCUAAAGCUAAGAGGUCGAACAUGGGUUUAUGUCAUGGUUUGGAGGUUACGUUUUCUGCAAGAAAGAAUGAAUUUUGAACGGCUAUUUAAGUGUUAAACUGCUAUGAACAAUAUAUAAGUGUUGGAAUAAUUGGAAAAAAUGAAUUAGUAAAGUGUUUGGUAUUCUCUGCGAGGUGCAGCAAAUAAUUACAAUUUAAAAUGUGUCAUAUAAAGGAAAUAAUGCAAAUGAUUUAACUUCGUGUAAGUUAGGGAGUGAGGUAAGAAGGAGUUAUGAAAAAACUUGAGUAAGCUAGGGGUUAGGGUGAGCGACAUGGAUAUUAUGUUGGGUGUCAACGCUACCUGUUUGAUAUCUUCAGCAAGGCUUAUCAACGUCCCUUCUUUUAUUUUGUCCGAAAAUCUUGCUAUGUUGUUAUCAAAUAAAUACACUUCUCUGCUUAAGUA
Molecule: messenger RNA, 5969 nt
Organism: Anneissia japonica
Lineage: Eukaryota; Metazoa; Echinodermata; Crinoidea; Comatulida; Comatulidae
Product: protein FAM193A-like
Exons: 19
Coding region: 166-4293 (1375 amino acids)
Source: RefSeq, a predicted model, not a curated record